AUGAUAUAUCAAAAUCCAACUGAGUUACGUAAUGCUAUUCGUUCGUGUCAAUUUACUUCGGCAACAAGUGGUCAAUGUCCAGGUUACAUUCAAGCAAAUAUGGUCAUUUUAUCGAAACGAAUUGCCGAGAAUUUUUUUCAGUUUUGUCAAUUGAAUCCAAGAGCAUGCCCUCUUUUAGAAAUGUUACCAUCGGGUUCGUACACACCCAAAAGAUUAGCUAAUAUCGAUGCAGAUAUUCGAACGGAUUUGCCAAAAUAUCGAAUUUAUCAAAAUGGGAAAUUAAUUGAAGAAGUAACAGACAUAAAACAUCAUUGGAAUGAUGACAUGGUCACUUUUCUACUUGGUUGUUCGUUUUCAUUUGAAAAUGCUUUACAACAAAAUGGAAUUCGAAUUAAAAAUGUUGAUCAAAACAAAAAUGUUGCUAUGUAUAGAUGUUCAAAAAUAAAAUGUGAUGGACCUUUUGAAAAUGUUUCAUUGGUUGUAUCAAUGAGACCAAUUCAAAAUGAUCAAGUCAAUCUAGCAAAACAAAUAACCGGCGAGAAGAUAUUUAAAAAAACACAUGGUGAUCCAUUGUAUUGUGGUUACGAUUAUACGGAAAAGUUGGGAGUUAAUCACGAUUUAAAUGAAGUUGAUUUUGGUGAUUCAAUAGAAAUUAAUCGUGAAACAGAAACACCAUGUUUUUGGUAUUGUGGUGUAACAGGAAUCAUGGCUGCUAUCGAAGCUAGUAAAAUAGACGAAGGAAUGUGUAUAACACAUUCUCCAGGACAUAUGUUUGUCAGCGAUGUUAAAGAUGAUGAAGAAAUUUCAGAAUAA
This is a messenger RNA of Rotaria socialis, 813 nucleotides long. The record is from the annotation of a GenBank genome assembly. NCBI's taxonomy places the organism in Eukaryota, Metazoa, Rotifera, Eurotatoria, Philodinida, Philodinidae.